This is a messenger RNA of Exophiala aquamarina CBS 119918, 1200 nucleotides long. RefSeq lists its product as uncharacterized. NCBI's taxonomy places the organism in Eukaryota, Fungi, Ascomycota, Eurotiomycetes, Chaetothyriales, Herpotrichiellaceae. The transcript has 2 exons. The record is from RefSeq and is a predicted model, not a curated record. Gene Ontology annotation, molecular function: chitin binding; hydrolase activity, acting on carbon-nitrogen (but not peptide) bonds. Bases 1 to 1200 code for a protein of 399 amino acids. Gene Ontology annotation, biological process: carbohydrate metabolic process.
AUGGGCAGACUAGAUGACAAAGAAACGUCCGAGUUGUGUGGCGUGCUCAACGGCGGCAAGAAAUGCUCAGCUAACGAGUGUUGCUCCACUGCAGGAUUUUGUGUAAGUCUCACGCCUCCAGCAUCUUACAAAGGUUCUGACACCCUCCAGGGAACUGGCAAGGAUUUUUGCGCAGUCCCUGCCAAUUGUCAACGAGGCUUUGGCUUCUGCGACUCGGAUAUCCAACCACAAGGAUAUAACACUUCACUAGAUUCUCGUCCACAUAUUGGCGACGUUCCCUAUGGCCAACUAAUCACCAAGUGCAAGGUCCCCAGAACGAUUGCUCUUACAUACGACGACGGACCGACGGAUAACACAGAAGAACUCCUUGAUAUCCUCAAAGAAUACCGAGCCAAGGCUACUUUCUUCAUUACUGGGGUCACCAAUGGCAAAGGGGCAGUUGAUGAAACCGAAAAAUGGACAAAAGCCAUCCAACGCAUGCACGAUGAAGGCCAUCAAGUGGCUUCGCACACCUGGUCACACCGUGAGCUCAACACAAUCUCGACCUUAGACCGUAAGGUUGAGAUGGUGAGAAUGGAACAGGCUCUCGACAACAUCCUUGGCAUGUAUCCCACCUACAUGAGACCACCGUAUCUUCAAUGCAGCAUCGAUGGUGGUUGCCAAAAAGACAUUGGUGAACUUGGCUACCAUCUCAUUGGAUGGUCUACAGACAGCACGGAUUGGUUGCACGAUGGCAACCUGGACGCCAUGAUCCAGGCCACGGAUGCUGCUAUUGAUGCCACUGACGUGUCAGGCAAUAUGCUUCUCAUUCAGCAUGACUCGAUUCAUCUAUCAGCCAUCAACCUCACCAGACAUAUCCUGCCGCGUGUUGUUGAGAAGGGGUGGCAUGCAAUUUCAGUGGGCGAGUGCCUUGGAGACGAUCCAGACAACUGGUAUCGUAAACCAGUGGAGUUAGCAGACCCAGGCUCAGGCUCAGGCUCAGGCUCAGGCUCAGGCUCAGGCUCAGGCUCAGACUCAGACUCAGACUCAGACUCAGACCUAGACUCAGACUCAAUGAGUUCAACACCUAUCACUUCUCAAAGCAUUUCUGCGGCAGCAAGGUUGAACGUCCCUGUCGUUUACAACGGUGGCACACUGGUCUGCACCAUUAAAAGCUCGGCUUCAUUUUCUCGAUUUGCUGUUACUCGCACCAUGGCAUAG